Molecule: messenger RNA, 2025 nt
Organism: Callorhinchus milii (elephant shark)
Lineage: Eukaryota; Metazoa; Chordata; Chondrichthyes; Chimaeriformes; Callorhinchidae
Product: gamma-aminobutyric acid type A receptor subunit rho3
Exons: 9
Coding region: 374-1771 (465 amino acids)
Biological process (GO): regulation of membrane potential; chemical synaptic transmission; signal transduction
Cellular component (GO): membrane; neuron projection; GABA-A receptor complex
Molecular function (GO): extracellular ligand-gated monoatomic ion channel activity; GABA-A receptor activity; neurotransmitter receptor activity
Source: RefSeq, a predicted model, not a curated record
GAGAGGGCUCGAAUCUGACAUUACCCCAAAUAUUAUAUAAAACACAGAAGAAGACUCUCGCAGUGAAGGGGUUGGUUCGGAGCGGUGAUAUUUGCUGAAAUUCAAGUGUUAAUAGGGUUCCUCCUCUGUCAAAGUGGAUCGACCACACCCCCCAAGUGGCAGAAAUUCAACGAAACGGAGAGCAGUGAGUGAGAGGCUGAAAUGUGCUGUGUCUCUGGAGGAGCUGAUCAUGUUCUCAGUGGCUUAGGGACCCUCUUCCUGAUGACAUGACCCACUGACUGCUCUGGGCGCCCUGUGUGUGAGUGUGUGUGAGUGUGUGUGUGUGAGUGUGAGUCUGUGUGAGAAGGGGAGAGAGACAGUGAAACCAAACGCCAUGGUGUUCAUUUGGGGGCUGGUGCUUCUCACCUUGUUGCCGGUUGCGAUGGAGAAGGGCAGCGCCAGCCACACCGACAGGCAGCACCAGCAGCCCCCGGCACAGAGCAAGAAGCAGGGAAGCCGACCAGAAAGUAAAAGAUCUGAUUCAACCAAAGCCCAUUUAACAAAGUCAGAACAGCUCCUUCGAAUAGAUGACCAUGAUUUUUCGAUGCGACCUGGAUUUGGAGGUCCAGCAGUACCUGUUGGUAUAGAUGUACAGAUCGAAAGCAUCGACAGUAUUUCUGAAGUUGAUAUGGACUUUACAAUGACAUUAUAUUUGAGACAUUACUGGAAGGAUGAGAGGCUUACCUUUCCAAGCUCCAACAACAGAAGCAUGACAUUUGAUGGAAGAUUAGCCAAAAAAAUCUGGAUUCCAGAUGUAUUCUUCGUCCACUCAAAAAGAUCUUUCAUACAUGACACAACGAUGGAGAACGUCAUGCUGAGGGUGUAUCCAAAUGGCAAUAUCCUCUAUAGUCUAAGGAUAACAGUGACUUCCAUGUGCUCAAUGGAUUUUAGCAGGUUUCCUCUUGAUACUCAAAACUGCUCACUUGAACUUGAAAGUUAUGCUUACAAUGAAAAGGAUCUAAUGCUCUUUUGGAAGAAUGGAAACAAAUCACUGACGACAGAUGACCAGAUCUUACUUUCUCAGUUUUUCAUAAAAGAAUUUCGUGCAUCAAAUGGACUGGCCUUAUAUAGCAGCACUGGAUGGUACAAUAGAUUGUUCAUAAAUUUCAUCCUGAGGAGGCACAUAUUCUUUUUUCUUUUACAAACUUAUUUUCCGACCAUGUUAAUGGUUAUGCUUUCCUGGGUCUCCUUCUGGAUUGACAGACGAGCGGUUCCAGCUCGGGUAUCACUGGGAAUAACAAUUAUUCUGACAAUGUCAACAAUUAUAACCGGUGUGAAUGCAUCCAUGCCACGGGUCUCUUACGUGAAAGCUGUGGACAUCUACCUGUGGGUCAGCUUUCUCUUUGUUUUCCUUUCUAUCAUUGAAUAUGCAGCUGUAAAUUACCUUACUACUGUUGAAGAACGAAAAAGAAUGAAGCACAGAGAAAAGUUUCCAGAAUCCUUUUCGUUGAAUCAGACGCAGAACAUGGCUUUUGACGGCUGCUACCACGAUAGUCAAGUUGACCUGUCAGACUAUGGAGAAUCUCACUUAAAUGUGUCAAAUGUUGAAACAAGAGAGCGUACACCUUGCGCAAAUCUGGGUGGGCAAUCACUGAGGAGGACGAAAUCUAUGAAAGAAAAUGUCAUCGAAAUAAUUAUAAAGAGCAAUCAUGCUAUCGAUUCUUAUUCAAGGAUUCUGUUUCCUGCAGCAUUUAUUGUGUUCAAUGUUAUUUACUGGGGUAUAUUUUCAUAAAGCAUGUAGCCACUGUCAACCUUUUUAUUAUAACUUCUGAAUUGUACAUUUUGAAUAUUAUGUUUAAUGAUAGGUUUCAUUGCUGUAAGUACUGUCAGCCUUUAUAAUUUAACUUCUGAACUGUAUAUACUGUAUUGUGAACAUUUUGCCUAACAUACUGGAUAUCAAUUGAAAAGACUGUACAGGAAGAGGAAAAUGUCUAGACUUUUUAAGAUCUUUGUCUUUCCAACUGAGAUGAUGUUUUACUCAUUCAA